CAUUUGUUUCUCUAAUAUUGUUAAUUAACUUUAUAUCUUCUCUAAAAAAAAUGGUUGGGAAAAUUGCAUGUUUGGUGGUUUUGUGCAUGGUGAUGGUUGCACCCUAUGCAUCAGAGGCAUUUACUUGUGGUCAAGUUCAGGCUGGUGUGGUUAACUGUCUCCCUUAUUUGCAGAAUCGUGGUCCUGUGGGUCUUUGUUGUAAUGUUGUUAAAGGUUUGGUGAAUUCUGCUAAGACUACACAGGAUCGUAGGACUGCAUGCUCUUGCCUGAAAUCAGCUGCUACUACUAUAAAGGGCAUUGACAUGGGCAAAGCUGCUGCUCUUCCUGGGAUUUGUGGUGUCAAAAGUCCAUUCAAGAUUAGCCUCUCCACUGACUGCACCAAGGUCCAGUGAAAUUGGUGUUAGUGCUAUCGUGUUGGCGAAGAAUAAAGAUGCAUAUGGAUCGAGUUUGAUCAUGCUUAAUUAUAUUAAGGGUCAUGUCUUGUUGUCUCUUCUUUUUUUUUUCGGAUAGUCAAGUCUGUAAUAAAACAUUGAUAUUACGGCUUUAGCCUUAACGCCUCUUUCACAAUUUGGUCUUCCUAAGAAUGAUCUUGUUCUCACUAUUUGUAACCAAAACAUCUAAGGAUUAACUCUUAAUUCAAUUCUAUUGCACGAGACAAGAAUGAAAGAAGGAAGACUUUCUAAUAUCCCUCUACUUUCUUCCGUUUAUAUGUAUGCUCGACAACAUAAAUAUUCAUUAAAGAUUGAUUAAGAAUAUCUAUAAAUGUU
Molecule: messenger RNA, 767 nt
Organism: Solanum dulcamara
Lineage: Eukaryota; Viridiplantae; Streptophyta; Magnoliopsida; Solanales; Solanaceae
Product: non-specific lipid-transfer protein 2-like
Exons: 2
Coding region: 51-392 (113 amino acids)
Biological process (GO): lipid transport
Cellular component (GO): membrane
Molecular function (GO): lipid binding
Source: RefSeq, a predicted model, not a curated record